Neopsephotus bourkii (Bourke's parrot) is the source of this 2914-nucleotide messenger RNA. It is a transcript of the gene RPS6KA5, whose product is annotated as ribosomal protein S6 kinase A5. Gene Ontology annotation, cellular component: nucleus; cytoplasm. Gene Ontology annotation, biological process: protein autophosphorylation; peptidyl-serine phosphorylation; regulation of DNA-templated transcription. Lineage: Eukaryota; Metazoa; Chordata; Aves; Psittaciformes; Psittacidae. Bases 465 to 2762 code for a protein of 765 amino acids. Gene Ontology annotation, molecular function: ATP binding; calcium-dependent protein serine/threonine kinase activity; magnesium ion binding. The record is from RefSeq and is a predicted model, not a curated record. The transcript is spliced from 16 exons.
GAGGGGGUGCGAGAGCCUGAGUAGGAGCUGCUCCUCCCGGCGCCCCCUCCUGCCGCCUCGCGCAGCCUAUCCCGGCUGGGCCGCGCCGGGCUCGGCCGGGCGCGGAGCGGCUCUGCUCCCGCCUGUUGGGCGGGGAGGGCGGCCGGAGCAAGGGGGAGGGGAGCCGCAAGGACAUGGGCUGGCUUUGAGGGCCGGGGAAGGGAAGCCGACGUGCGUGUGCCUCCCUGUAUUUUAAUAACUGUUUUCGGGUGGUGUGGGUUUUAUUUUUUUCCCUUCAAGGCGGAGGGGAGAACAGCCGCCCCCCGCCCCAGCGCGCCUGCAUGGCCCCUCUCCCCCAGAGCGCCCCUGGAAAAUAAAGCCCGCCUCGGGCCAGGUGACAUACCCCCGCCUCCGCGCUCACACACACACGGACACACAUACACACGGGGAGCGGUACGGGCGCGGGAGCGCCCGCCUGCGAGACCAUGGAGGGACCCUCGGGCCCGGCGGAGGAGGGGGAGCUGCCUCUCCUCACCGUCAAGCACGAGCUGAGGAACGCCUAUGGAAAAGUGUUCCUUGUAAGGAAAGUAAGUGGCCAUGAUGCUGGAAAGCUGUAUGCGAUGAAAGUACUGAAGAAAGCAACAAUAGUUCAAAAAGCCAAAACAACUGAACACACAAGGACAGAACGACAAGUGUUGGAGCACAUUAGGCAAUCGCCAUUUCUGGUCACUUUACAUUAUGCCUUCCAGACAGAUACAAAGCUUCAUCUCAUUUUAGACUAUAUAAAUGGAGGAGAAUUGUUUACUCACCUUUCACAGAGAGAGAGAUUCUCAGAAAAUGAGGUGCAAAUUUACAUUGGGGAAAUUGUUUUGGCACUUGAGCAUCUCCACAAGUUGGGAAUUAUAUAUCGGGAUAUAAAACUUGAGAAUAUUCUCCUUGAUUCUGAUGGCCAUGUGGUGCUGACAGACUUUGGUCUGAGUAAGGAGUUUCUUACUGAUGAGAAUGAGAGAGCAUAUUCCUUCUGUGGAACAAUAGAAUACAUGGCUCCAGAUAUUGUAAGAGGGGGAGACACAGGACAUGACAAGGCUGUUGAUUGGUGGAGUGUUGGUGUUCUUAUGUAUGAAUUAUUAACUGGAGCAUCACCAUUUACAGUUGAUGGAGAGAAGAAUUCUCAAGCAGAGAUUUCUAGGAGAAUAUUAAAAAGUGAGCCACCUUAUCCACAAGAAAUGAGUGCACUGUCAAAGGAUAUAAUUCAGCGUCUUUUGAUGAAAGACCCAAAGAAGAGGCUAGGUUGUGGUCCCACGGAUGCUGAUGAGAUCAAACAACAUCCCUUUUUCCAGAAUAUGAAUUGGGAUGAUUUAGCUGCCAAAAAAGUACCAGCUCCAUUUAAACCAGUAAUCAGAGACGAGCUAGAUGUCAGUAAUUUUGCAGAAGAGUUUACAGAAAUGGAUCCAACAUAUUCUCCUGCAGCAACCCCUCAGACUUCAGAAAGAAUAUUUCAGGGGUACUCUUUCGUUGCACCGUCUAUUUUGUUUAAACGCAAUGCAGCUACAGUAGAUCCUCUUCAGUUUUAUGUUGGGGAUGAGCGGCCUGGAACUACAACUAUUGCCAGAAGUGCUAUGAUGAAGGACUCUCCAUUUUAUCAUCAUUAUGAACUGGAUCUGAAAGAAAAACCACUGGGAGAAGGAAGUUUUUCCAUUUGUCGAAAGUGCUUACACAAGAAAACUACUCAAGAGUAUGCAGUAAAAAUAAUUAGCAAAAGAAUGGAAGCCAACACCCAGAGAGAAAUAACAGCUCUGAAACUCUGCGAAGGACACCCGAAUGUAGUGAAGUUACAUGAAGUUUUUCAGGACCAGCUUCACACAUUUCUAGUAAUGGAAUUGCUGAAGGGAGGAGAACUGCUUGAGCGUAUUCAGAAAAAGAAACAUUUCAGUGAGACUGAAGCGAGUCAUAUUAUGCGCAGACUUGUUUCAGCAGUGAGCCAUAUGCAUGAUGUAGGAGUAGUCCAUAGAGAUCUGAAACCCGAGAAUUUGUUAUUUACGGAUGAAACUGAUAAUUCAGAGAUAAAAAUAAUUGACUUUGGCUUUGCUCGUUUAAAACCACCUGAUAAUCAGCCUCUUAAGACUCCUUGUUUUACUCUUCAUUAUGCUGCCCCAGAGCUCUUGAAUCACAAUGGUUAUGACGAGUCCUGUGAUCUGUGGAGUUUGGGGGUCAUUUUGUAUACAAUGCUAUCAGGACAGGUACCAUUUCAGUCUCAAGACAAAAGUUUAACAUGUACCAGUGCAUUGGAAAUUAUGAAGAAAAUUAAAAAGGGAGAAUUUUCCUUUGAAGGAGAAGCUUGGAAAAAUGUUUCUGAAGAGGCUAAAGAGUUAAUCCAAGGACUUCUAACAGUGGAUCCAAACAAAAGAAUAAAAAUGUCCAGCCUGAGAUAUAACGAAUGGCUUCAGGAUGGCAGCCAGCUGUCGUCCAACCCUCUGAUGACUCCUGAUAACUUAGGCUCCUCAGGAGCUGCAGUGCACACUUAUGUCAAAGCCACUUUUCAUGCCUUUAACAAGUACAAAAGGGAAGGAUUUUGUCUUCAGAAUGUUGACAAGGCACCUCUUGCAAAGAGAAGGAAAAUGAAAAAAACAAGUACAAGCACAGAGACACGUAGCAGCUCCAGUGAAAGUUCACAUUCUUCUUCCUCUCAUUCUCAUGGUAAAACUACACCUACAAAGACACUGCAGCCAGCAAACCCCACAGACAGCAAUAACCCAGAAACCAUCUUCCAGUUCUCUGACUGAAAAGCAGAGAACACCCUGUCUUGAAGAUUUAAGUGGUCAUAAACUUGGUAGUUUAUUAUAAACCUAUAUUGUCUUCUCCCACCCAACCUCCCUGUGGUUUGCAGGCUACAUUAAUGUCUGUUGCUUUAAAAAUAUAUUUCAGUCAUUUUUUA